AUGAAGCGAAAUCCGUCGGACGAUCCUGUGUGUUCCGACCAAGUGCCUCUUAAGUCCGGCUCCAGUCACCGAAGCUUCUCCUCCAGUCACCAUGGAUUCAACAGUCCUGAUGCCUCCGCUGCUCCAUCCCGGCGUGGCUGGUCACAACGCCUGGUUACCAAUCUCGUCGCGAUCCUUCGCUACGGAGUCGGUGGUGUGAAGACUCUGCUGAACGGGGUCCCGGAUAGCGACGAUACCUCGGCGAAAGUUAUCAGCGGAAAUGCUGGUUUCGACGGUGCGGAUGGGAGCCAGGGAAUUCAGGACAAGAAGAUCAACGGCUGGACGCUGCUGAGGAGGUUUUUUAGAGUGGCUCUUGCGUUCUUCACAGGCGAUUGCAAGUGGAAGGCUCGCGGGUUGAUGGCGCUGCUGCUCAUCUUCAGCCUCGGAACCACUGAGAUGUACGUUGUCAUCUCUUACACGCAGAGGGAUUUCAACACGGCGCUGUCAGCCAAGAAGCAGACCGACUUUUAUGAUGCGGUGUUCAAGUUUAUAAUUAUCAUAAUCGUCGCUGCGCCCUUCUUCGCUCUCUUCGACUACGUCCAGGAACUACUGUCCCUCGAGUGGCGCCUGUGGCUCACCAACCUGCUGCUCUCCAGAUACUUUGCCAACCACGCAUUUCUGGAUUUGAAGAUGGCUGGGAAACUGGACAACCCCGACCAGCGUAUCUGCGAGGACGUGAAGCACUUCGUCCGGACGUCCCUGAAUAUUAUCAUCACUCUGAUAGAGAAGAUGAUGAACCUCGUCGCCUUUGCCUAUGUGCUCUGGGACAUCUCCCCCCCGCUAGUCUGGUUUCUGCUGGCCUAUGCGGUCUCUGGCACGUUUGUGGUGGUCAGAGUGUUUGGCAAGCGACUCACCUGGCUGCAGUUCCAGGGCUUUCAACGGGAGGCAGACCUGCGUUACUCCCUGGUGCGAGUGAAGGACAACGUGGAGUCAAUCGCAUUCUACCGUGGGGAGGUCAAGGAGGAGGCGUCAGCUAAGUCUUUCCUGCACCGAGUGGCCCUCAACGUGCGCAACCGCCUCGUGCUGCAGUUCCACCUCUCCUUCUUCACCAACCUCUACGACUUUGCCACCAUCUUCGUCCCUGCGGUCAUUGUGGCCCCGCGAUACUUCUCCGGCGCUGUUGAGUUUGGGGUGAUCUCUCAGGCCAGCUAUGCGUUUCACACGGUCUACAAGGCACUCAGUGUCAUUGUCAUGCACUUUCACGCGUUCAGCGAGCUGGCAGCGGAGACAGAGCGUCUGGAGAGUCUACUCGCCUCCCUCUCCGACUUCGCAGCAGAUGAUGACUCUAGCAAGCUCUUCUCCCACGCCCACUCCCACGCCCCCUCGCACCCCCCUAACUCUUCUUCUCAUCCCUCUCACUCCUCUCACACUAAAUCAACCACCGAAGAUUCCUCCUCUCAUUCCUCCUCCACCUCCGCUCACUCUCUCGCUCUUGGUCAUUCCCUCUCUCUCCAGCCCUCCCACACCGGCCCCUCUUCCUCCUCCUCCCUCGCCCCCACCCUCACGGGACAAAGGCUUGCCACUCGUCACACUUCUGAAUCCGUACCUGCUCUCAUGUCAGCAGCAGAGGCAUCGGCAGGCUCUGUUGCUUCGGGUGUUUUGCCAGGUGGUUCCCAUGGGGAGGGUGCCCCGCUGCUGGAGUUGACUGCUAUGGGGGGAAGCACAGGUGGUGGCGGUGCUGCUGCUGCUGCUGAAAGAGAAGCUGCUGUUAUUGAAUGCACCACUGCAACAGGUCGCAUUCAGCGCAUAGAAGGCCCGUGCCUCACACUCUCCUCUGUCAUCAUCCGCACCCCCAACCUCCAAUUCAACCCUUGCCCCUCUGACCCCCCUCGUGCCCUCACUUCCCUCCGCCCCAGGUCGCAUUCAGCGCAUAGAAGGCCCGAGGUUUCACUUCCGGAUUUGGCUGAGCGGGUGGGGGGGCUCGCUGUGGAAUGUGACUAUUCUGACAUGCUUUCUAUGGGGGAGCAGCAGCGCGUGGCGUUCGCUCGUCUUCUUCUGCAGCGGCCGUACAUGGCGUUUUUGGACGAGGCGACGAGUGCGUUGGACGGGGCGAAUGAGGCGCGGCUGUAUGGGAUGAUGCGGGAGAGGGUGAAGUCGUUUGUCAGUGUGGGACACAGGACGAGUUUGAUUAAGUUCCACACGUUGGUCCUGGCGUUUGACGAGGAUGGCGAGGGGUGGGAAGUGGUCACUUCAGAGGAGUUUGGGAGAAGAAAAGGGAUCUGA
This is a messenger RNA of Closterium sp. NIES-65, 2262 nucleotides long. NCBI's taxonomy places the organism in Eukaryota, Viridiplantae, Streptophyta, Zygnematophyceae, Desmidiales, Closteriaceae. The record is from the annotation of a GenBank genome assembly.